AUGGAUUCGUGCAAUACAAGUGGAGAAAAACAGAUGGAUCGAGUGUACAGAGGAGUGAGGCGCAGGAGCUGGGGGAAAUGGGUAUCUGAGAUAAGGAAGCCCGGGACCAAAACCAGGAUUUGGCUGGGCUCAUAUGACCAUCCCCAUAUGGCGGCUCGAGCAUACGAUGUGGCGGCUGUUAGCCUCAAGGGAAAAUUGGCCUUACCAAAUUUCCCGGAUUUGGUUCACACGCUUCCUCGUCCUGCUUCUCUCGAUCCUCGAGACAUUCAAUUGGCUGCUGCGGAAGCGGCGCUUUCGUUUACAGACUAUUCCCAUGUGACCACAAGUCAAGAAAGGUUCCCCCAUUUUCAUGCAUUCUGCUUCAAUCCCCCCGCGGCUGAAGCCGCCGCCUUUGGAGUUGGCGGCGACUGUGAAAUGAUUGAUCGUAAUGAUUCGAUUAUUCUGGAACAAACCACGCCGCCAAAUUGCAUGAUUGAUGAGGAAUGUGGAAGAGAAGUUGGCGGCUUACGUCGAAUUAGGACUGAGCGUCUUCAAUUGGACGAAGAGCUGCCGCUAUUUGAAUCCCCAAAUUUAGUGAUGAAUUUGGCGGAAGCUCUGCUUUUGAGUCCUCCUCGCUUUGAAGAAUUCGGCUAUCAUGGUAACGAUUAUAUUGAUGAUGGGUAUUACUUUGAGCCUCCGGAGCUUGGAUUUCUUUGGAGUGACUGUUGA
This is a messenger RNA of Cryptomeria japonica (Japanese cedar), 708 nucleotides long. RefSeq names its product ethylene-responsive transcription factor ERF024-like. The coding region runs from base 1 to 708 and encodes 235 amino acids. Gene Ontology annotation, molecular function: DNA-binding transcription factor activity; DNA binding. The record is from RefSeq and is a predicted model, not a curated record. The transcript has a single exon. NCBI's taxonomy places the organism in Eukaryota, Viridiplantae, Streptophyta, Pinopsida, Cupressales, Cupressaceae. Gene Ontology annotation, biological process: regulation of DNA-templated transcription.